AUCCAUCAAUCGAGUCUGGCUUGGUUGCUUGUGAGCUCGCGCGGGUUCGACGCGAAGCGAGGAGCUAAGAUCGAUUGCCCGACCAGAGUCGCCCAAGGCCGGGAAGGGGCGCCCAAGCCUGAGGCGAACAGUAAAGAUAGACGCAAUUAACUGGCGAGGUUUAUUGAAUAUAGAAAUUCUGUGGAGGUUUUUGAAGUUUAGAUUAUAAUUCCGGAGAAGUUUGGGGGCUGCCACGGAGGAGUGUGUUCAUCACACACACCGGGAGUCGUCCUUCGAAUCCGUGCCCGCUAGGCUUUCUUAUAACCAGGCUUUGGCCGCACACUCACUUGGUGUUAUUAUAUCUUUACAUACUUGAUAGGCUCCUUUACGGCCUUGGUCAUACACUGAAGCGGUUUACGCUCCCCCGCUGUUGGCCAUCCGCCGAUUGUUCACGCGCUGCGAAGAUUGUAAAACCGAGAGGGGCCAAGAUACAUAUUUCUUGAGAUCCAAGAACACAGGAUCUGAUUGCUGUUUAUCUAACGAGCUAUGGAUCGGUAUCAAAGGGUAGAGAAACCCCGGCCAGAGACUCCGAUAAGCGAAAAUGAGAUCCGCAUCACCACUCAGGGAAAGAUGCGUAACUACAUCACAUAUGCGACGACACUUCUUCAGGACAAGGGUGCUUCAGAGAUCGUCUUGAAGGCUAUGGGUCGUGCUAUUAACAAGACAGUCACUAUUGCUGAGAUUAUAAAGAGGAGGAUUGCGGGCCUUCACCAGAACACGUCCAUUGGUUCCACUGACAUCACGGACCUUUGGCAACCACUUGAAGAGGGCCUGCUUCCGUUGGAAACUACACGACACGUUUCUAUGAUAACAAUAACUUUGUCAACGAAGGAGCUUGACAAGACUUCUACAGGAUAUCAGCCACCACUUCCCGCGGAUCAAGUGAAGCCGUUGGCAGAAUUCGACUUCGAAGGAGGUGAGGGUUCACCUCGUGGUGGAAGGGGCCGUGGUCGAGGCCGUGGGAGAGGCAGAGGCCGAGGAGGUAACGGCACUCCGACAGGAGAAUAUAAUGGCGUUGAUGCUGGAUGGAGUCGUGGUCGAGGUCGCAGUCGCGGCCGAGGUAGGGGGCGUGCAUUCCGGGGUCGCGGCAGAGGCUUUGGUGGGUCAGACCUACAGCAAGAGGCAGGAGGCUAUGAUGACAUAGGUGCUGGUGGUGCCGAUGUAGCUCCGCGUGGUCGAGGUGACACAACUGAAGGUACUGCUGCAAUGAAAACCCUUGGAGGGCGUGGGCGGGGUAGAGGAAGGGGACGAGGGAGAGGCCGAGGAUUCCGCACAGACGGUCCAAUGCAGGGGGCAGGAGGAGCUGGAGCAAUGUAAUGUUUAUAUACUGAAGGGCUAGCCUACUGCAAUGGACCAGUUGGUUGAAUCAGUAGUUGCAAAGCAGCUUUCAGUAGAGUUUGAGCUGUUGCACUUUUGCAUAUGACAGUUAUAAUAGGGCUAUUGCUUUGAUUUCUGCACUGCAUUGUGAAUGUUGGGAGCUUUAUGAUGGCCUCUGUGAGAGAAGGCUGUUUUUGCAGAAGUUUUGAACUGGUCAUUGCCGAUC
Messenger RNA from Marchantia polymorpha subsp. ruderalis, 1582 nucleotides. Lineage: Eukaryota; Viridiplantae; Streptophyta; Marchantiopsida; Marchantiales; Marchantiaceae. The record is from the annotation of a GenBank genome assembly.